Molecule: messenger RNA, 833 nt
Organism: Suillus fuscotomentosus
Lineage: Eukaryota; Fungi; Basidiomycota; Agaricomycetes; Boletales; Suillaceae
Exons: 5
Coding region: 57-524 (155 amino acids)
Source: RefSeq, a predicted model, not a curated record
CUCACCUUCACCGUCAUCUCGUUAUCUCUCAGCGCCUAGUAUGCGCCCUUUGUAUUAUGACCAUCACCAAUCCGACCCAAUUAAUAGACGAAUUCAAAAAAUCGGGCGAAUUUGACCGUCUGAGACGUGAUCUCCUAUCACAUUUUCAGCGCAGUGAACGCACCGAGGCCUUUAAGUCUCGUGUCGAUGAUAUAGCCCGACAAAGGCUAUCUUCUGACCCAAAAUUGAUAUCCAUGCCCAAUGAUGCUAUCCAGCGUGAGCUGUUAGGGGAAAUCGACCGCUAUCCUAUUGUCGAGCGAGCGGUAGUCGAUGCUCCUUUAUUAUCUGAUCCAUCAUUCAUCGCCGGCAUACGUGCUUCACUGGAACGUACCAUGUCGGCAGGCAGAAGCGAAGAAAAGAACAAUGCUACUCCAAGCCAAUCGACGCCAAACCUGCAACCAUGUGAUUCGGGCAAUCCCAAUUUCAAUGCAGCCAUUCCCCAACUAAAUGACGCUCUGACACCUUCGGCGGUCCAGAAAGAGUGAAUUUGACCAUUGCAGUCCUGGCAUCUCUAUAUAUAGUCUGACUGGACACUCUACAAGGUUUGACUACGCCCUCUGCGCAAGGUAAUGUGCUCAUACCGCCAACUGCAAGCUAUUUAUUUAUCCCUUCUUGACUUAUUUAUUCAUUACAAGGAAAUAUUUGCAGUUGGGAGACUAACAAUUCAAGAAAAGUCAAUGAUAGAAUUAGCUAAGCUUCAAGACGAUGAUAGGCGAGUAUUUCUUAUAUCGUUGUUGUGAGGAAGCGCGCAUACUGUGGUCCGGUAGGAUAUCAAAAGACAAACAGGAUUGAGC